Messenger RNA from Balearica regulorum gibbericeps (East African grey crowned-crane), 903 nucleotides. It is a transcript of the gene TM4SF18, whose product is annotated as transmembrane 4 L six family member 18. Gene Ontology annotation, cellular component: membrane. The record is from RefSeq and is a predicted model, not a curated record. NCBI's taxonomy places the organism in Eukaryota, Metazoa, Chordata, Aves, Gruiformes, Gruidae.
GGACAAUGAGUUUAGACAGCAAUAUUCAUCUAUUGUUCUGCUAACUGUUAAGCACUUCUCUAUCUCUGGAAUCAUACCUCAGUCACUUGGUUCCUGUGAAUGUGAAAUGACCGAAUCAAACUGAGGAGGUCAAAACACUUUUCGUAUUUAAAACCUUGUACUCUCUUGUUAGCGUAGAAGAGCAAAACUUUUAAAGGUCUUGAGAGAUGGCUUUAGAGACAUGUGGAAGCUGUUUGAGUUGUCUGCUGAUACCUCUUGCACUUUGGAGUAUUGUUGUUAACAUCCUAUUAUACUUCCCUAAUGGGAAAGCUUCACAUGCUGCCAGUUACCAGCUUCCCAACUACGUGUGGUAUUUUGAAGGGAUCUGUUUCUCAGGUGUGAUGAUCCUUCUGUUGGCAAUAAUUCUAAUAACACUGGAGUGCAGCGUGUUCUAUCGAUGCUGCCAGAGUGAGAGCUGUAACAAAACCUACAGGAGUUUUAUUUCAAUUGUCCUAGCCCUGCUUGGAGUUGCUUUCUCUGCAUACAGUUGCAUCAUUUUUACCUUGGGGUUGAUCCAAGGCCCCUUCUGCAAUUCAUCAGGUGGAUGGGAUUAUAUCUUCAAAGACACUGCUGGAGGGUACCUCACAGAUUACUCUGCUUGGUCUCGGUGCACCGAACCUGCUAACAUAGUGGAGUGGAACAUCAUUUUACUCUCUGUUCUGAUAGCGCUUAGUGGACUGCAGUUGAUCAUCUGUUCUCUCAAAGUAGCUGCUGAGCUGAAACGGACUCUCUGUGGGACCUAUUCUGUUUUUGUCCAGGCCAGGAUUCUGUGAAAAUUGCAAGGAAAUCUUCACUGCUUCUACCCCGCCCUCCAGAAAAAGAGAGAAAUGGCUUCUCCAACAUUUACAAUGGUAGAUUUGGGUG